Molecule: messenger RNA, 2975 nt
Organism: Vicugna pacos (alpaca)
Lineage: Eukaryota; Metazoa; Chordata; Mammalia; Artiodactyla; Camelidae
Gene: NDRG1
Product: N-myc downstream regulated 1
Source: RefSeq, a predicted model, not a curated record
AAGUCGCCCUCCUCCCGGGCAUAAACAAACCUCGCCUGGCUCCGCGCUCCGGCUCGGGAGCACUCGCCCAUCCUCGCGGCUCUCCUCGUCCGCUCUGGGCGUCUCAGCCUAGCUCCGGCUCCUUUUACCUUUUUUCUCUACCUUCGGCAGGUGACAGUGGGGACAUGUCUCGGGAGCUGCAGGACGUGGACCUUGCUGAGGUGAAGCCUUUGGUGGAGAAAGGGGAGACCAUCACUGGCCUCCUGCAAGAGUUUGAUGUUCAGGAGCAGGACAUCGAGACCCUGCAUGGCUCCAUUCACGUCACACUGUGCGGGACCCCCAAGGGAAACCGGCCUGUCAUCCUCACAUACCACGACAUUGGCAUGAACCACAAAACCUGCUACAACCCCCUCUUCAACUCCGAGGACAUGCAGGAGAUCACCCAGCACUUCGCCGUCUGCCACGUGGACGCGCCCGGCCAGCAGGACGGGGCUGCCUCCUUCCCCGUGGGGUACAUGUACCCCUCCAUGGAUCAGCUGGCCGAAAUGCUCCCUGGAGUCCUUCACCAGUUUGGGCUGAAAAGCAUUAUCGGCAUGGGAACUGGAGCAGGAGCCUACAUCCUCACUCGAUUUGCUCUGAACAACCCUGAGAUGGUGGAGGGCCUCGUCCUCAUCAACGUGAACCCUUGUGCGGAAGGCUGGAUGGACUGGGCCGCCUCCAAGAUCUCCGGAUGGACCCAAGCCCUUCCAGACAUGGUGAUAUCCCACUUCUUCGGAAAGGAGGAGAUGCAGAAUAACGUGGAGGUGGUCCACACCUACCGCCAGCACAUCGUGAACGACAUGAACCCCGGCAACCUGCACCUGUUCAUCAACGCCUACAACAGCCGGCGGGACCUGGAGAUUGAGCGGCCGAUGCCCGGAGCCCACACAGUCACCCUGCAGUGUCCUGCUUUGUUGGUGGUUGGGGACAGUUCUCCUGCUGUGGAUGCUGUGGUGGAGUGCAACUCUAAGCUGGACCCGACGAAGACCACUCUCCUCAAGAUGGCAGAUUGCGGUGGCCUCCCACAGAUCUCUCAGCCAGCCAAGCUUGCUGAGGCCUUCAAGUACUUCGUGCAGGGCAUGGGCUACAUGCCCUCGGCCAGCAUGACCCGCCUGAUGAGGUCCCGUACGGCCUCAGGCUCCAGCGUCACAUCCCUGGAGGGCGCCCGCAGCCGCUCCCACACCAGCGAGGGCACCCGCAGCCGCUCCCACACCAGCGAGGGCACCCGCCUGGACAUCAUCCCCAACUCGGGCGGCACUGGGAACAGCGCCGGGCCCAACUCCACAGAAGUGUCCUGCUAGGCGGCCUGCGCUGCGGGGAUGGCCGCCCCCUGGACUCUGGGAUCAGUUGCUGUAGCUGUCCCUCCUCCGGCCCCUCCCCACCCCUGCCUGCCGACCGCACGUAACUCGGUAUUAAUCCAAAGCUUAUUUUGGACAAGUGAGCUCUGGUGACAACAAAGUUAGAUUGGGUUUGUGGAGGGCACCCUUUUGGCCGAGGGAGGGGUGGGCUGGACCAGAGGGAAAGAAGCAUCUCAUUGUUCUGUUUCCACUAACGAGGGGCCUAGUGGCCAGUCUCUUACCUUCCCUCCGAGACGCCAAACUGCCAAAAACAAGAAAUGCAGCAGUAAACACUUCGUAAAUCCAAGCUUAGACUGACCUGAGCAUCCUGGUCUAAGGGACAUUUGAUUGGAAGCCCAGCCCACCUACUUCCUGUCUCCUCUCCAAGGAAAGAUGAAACAGACUCAGUUUCUGGAAACCAAACCCUUUUCUGAUUUGGGGAGGGGGAGAGCAGCGAACUGCUCAUUUAACCAGGCCAAACAGGAAGUGGGGGAGUGAGGUGGGAUUUGUGCGGAGGCCCGGGAGAGUUUGGAAAAGCAAACCUACGUAGUUCGCUUGAAGAAAUAGAUUUUUAACAUUUGUGCAUAUAUACAUUUUUUAUUGUUGAAACCUACAAGCCUGUUUUUCUGGCUUUUUUUUUAAGGACAAUAAAAGCAGGCAACCACAUCUCCCAGUUUUUCAAAGAAAUGGUCUUGGCAGACAUUUGGCAUCGUGGGUUUAAGGCGUGGGCUCUGCUGCCUGCCUGCCUCCUCCACGGCCCCUACAUCCCACCCCCAAAACAUGAAUGAGUGAUUCUUUCAUUCAUGGGGAAGAUCACUGAGAUUCGCAGUUGCUUUCCUUGACGUGGAGGGAAAGAUUGCAAACAGCUUUGCCUGGCGGGGAUGCAGCUCUGUGCAGUGGGGGCAGGGGCAUCGGGGUGGGUGGCGUUUUGGUGAUUAGAUGUAAAGGAUUCCUUGUGGUUGUGAUGGAAUCCAAAGCAGUCGUGAUUUCGCUUGAUCCCAUCUGGUUCCCAGGAAUCAUGUCCACUUGAGUUAAAUCCAGCUUCCAAUCUUUGGCAAGCGGGGUUGAGUCUGAACUUGACGGCCAAACGUUUCUGACUUAGUGAUCUUCCCGGAUCUUCAGAUAGAACUGUUUGCUCUUGGUGGGGUGGGGAUUCGCAUGGGGAGCAGUGGCCCGGAAGAUGUAAAGACUCUGGGAUGUGGAGUCCAUGGGAUUUCCUUCCCUCUCCUGCCUUCCCCUCUUCCUGGCCCCUCUAACCUUCCGCUGGAUGGGGUGGCACCACUGACAUUUCUGGGCAACAUCAGCGUUGCUGUCAAGUUCCUGUACUACUCUGCCUUUUGAUUUUCAUUUUGGCUAACCAUGGAUCUCCUUAUAGGAAGUUUGAGUUGAGAGAAUGGAACAUUGUGAAUCAGCCGCUGGGGUCUAGUGGUCACUGGGAGGAUGUAGUCAAGCCUUCUAGGUACCUCGAGGGGUCUUGACUCAGUUUACCUGCCACCUACCACCUGGGAGACAGGAGUGACUGAAUCAGAGCAAGAAUCCGUUGUGUACAAGUCUUUCCAGAGGAGUUUCUUAAUAAGAUAUUUGUAUUUAUUUCCAGACCAAUAAAUUUGUAACUUUGCA